Molecule: messenger RNA, 1661 nt
Organism: Triticum dicoccoides
Lineage: Eukaryota; Viridiplantae; Streptophyta; Magnoliopsida; Poales; Poaceae
Product: putative UDP-rhamnose:rhamnosyltransferase 1
Exons: 1
Coding region: 195-1592 (465 amino acids)
Molecular function (GO): UDP-glucosyltransferase activity
Source: RefSeq, a predicted model, not a curated record
UAUAUCUUCAUUGCCCGCCAUAUUUAGCCCUCCGACGUUCAGGAAACGGAGACAGAUCCAAGUUCAGACGCGAGAAUCCGCAAAUCUGUGAACUCCACGGAAAGGAUCAACAGCGAGCAUCUAGCAGCUGGGAAAUCCUGCCCUGCGUUGCCAAAGCUUGAUUUCCUGAGACGGGGGCCACGGCCGGCGGCAAGAUGCACGUCGUGAUGCUGCCAUGGCUGGCCUUCGGCCACGUGCUCCCGUUCACGGAGUUCGCCAAGCGCGUGGCCCGGCAGGGUCACCGGGUCACCUUCCUCUCUACGCCGAGGAACACCCGCCGGCUCAUUGACAUCCCGCCGGGCCUCGCCGACCUCAUCCGCGUCGUGGACGUCCAGCUGCCGCGGGUCGAGCACCUGCCGGAGCACGCCGAGGCGACCAUCGACCUCCCCUCCGACGACCUCCGCCCGUACAUGCGCCGCGCCUACGACGCCGCCUUCGAGCGCGUGCUCUCGCGGCUGCUCCAGGCGGAGGAGAAGGCGGGAUCGAGACCGGACUGGGUCCUCGUCGACUACGCGUCGUACUGGGCGCCGGCGGCCGCGGCGAGGCAUGGCGUGCCGUGCGCGUUCCUCAGCCUGUUCGGCGCCGCCGCGCUCAGCUUCUUCGGGAGCCCUGAGACGCUCCUCGGCCUCGGGAGGCACGCCAAGACGGAGCCGGCGCACUUGACGGCCGUCCCCGAGUACGUCCCGUUCCCGACCACCGUCGCCUACCGCGGCUACGAGGCGCGCGAGCUGUUCGAACCGGGCAUGGUCCCGGACGACUCCGGCGUGUCGGAGGGCUACCGGUUCGCCAAGACCAUCCAAGGGUGCCGGCUCGUGGGCAUCAGGAGCAGCACGGAGUUUGAGCCUGAGUGGCUGCAGCUGCUCGGCGAGCUCUACGAGAAGCCGGUGAUCCCGGUCGGCCUGUUCCCUCCGGCGCCGCAGCAAGACGUGGCCGGCCACGAGGCGACGGUGCGCUGGCUGGAUGGACAGGCGCCAAACUCCGUCGUGUACGCGGCCUUCGGCAGCGAGGUGAAGCUGACGUGCACGCAACUGCAACGCGUCGCUCUCGGCCUGGAGGCGUCCGGGCUGCCGUUCAUCUGGGCGUUCCGCGCGCCGACCGAUUCCACCUCCGGCAGCCUGCCCGAGGGCUUCGAGGAGCGAGUGGCCGGUCGGGGAGUCGUGUGCCGAGGCUGGGUGCCGCAGGUGAGGUUCCUGGCCCAUGCAUCAGUCGGGGGGUUCCUGACGCACGCCGGCUGGAACUCGAUCGCCGAGGGCCUGGCGCAGGGCGUGAGGCUGGUGCUGCUGCCGCUGGUGUUCGAGCAGGGCCUCAACGCCAGGAACCUGGUGGACAAGAAGAUCGGCGUGGAGGUGUCGCGGGACGAGCAUGACGGGUCGUUCGCGGCCGACGACAUCGCGGCGGCUCUGAGGAUGGUCAUGGUGGAAGACGAAGGCGAGGGGUUCCGGGCCAAGGUGGAGGAGGUGGCCAAAGUGUUUGGGGACGACGAGGUGAAUGAUCAGUGUGUGAGAGAGUUUCUCUUGCACCUGUCGGAGCACAGCAAAAAGAACCAAGGAUAGGACUGAAACUUUCCGAUAUCAUCAACUAUCUUUCAGUGAAGUGAAGUAUGCUACAUGUGAUUUCUGGAA